AUCUCGGAGAUAUCACAUUUCUUACUGAUUAUUGUUUAUUUAGUGAAAAGAGUUCGUGAAAAUGAGUGCGAAAACGAAAUUUACGAAGAGGCCCAAUUCCGAGGUUUUCACUAAACCCAGGCUUGCUCUGAACAGAGUCGCCAGUUUGCAGUUGAAAAAAGAACCGAAAAAAGUUGUACGGGAUGACUCUUUGGACGCCCUGGACGAGCUAGUUCAAUGCGGUAUAUGUCUGGAAAGGUUGUCGGACCCCCGGAUGCUUCACUGCCAACACACGUUCUGCCUGACGUGCCUGCAGACGCACAUAAUAGCCAAAAAUCUGAAAAUCAGGUCCGACAAUACAUCCGUCGAGCAAAUGAAGGUCAACCUGUCGGAAAACGUGAAAAGCUUCCAGUGUCCGAUGUGUCAGAAGGAGGUCGCCCUAGAGAAAGGCUUCGAUUCCCUGGAAGAGCUACCCAAGAACCUCUACAUCGACUCGCUGUUGAAACUGAUGGACGGGGGCAACUCCCCCAUAUCCCCGAAGGUCGUUGACUACAGAUGUGUCAAUUGCAAGACUGUGUCCGAGCAGCAGGAGCACGUAUGUCAGCACUGCAUGCAGAUAUUCUGCGAAGUAUGUUGGAACGACCAUAUAUCUGAGCUGGACACCAACUUGGUGAUGCUGGUUAGGCAAAUCGACGAAUCUGAGAGCAGAUUGAAGCACAAAGCUGAGAACUUUGCCACCCGUUGCGAUCAAUUGAACGACACUGUCAAAGAGUCAGUUGAGCAGAAGAUUGCCUACAUCCAAAAGAUGGAGAAGGUCGUCCUUAAGGAAGUUGCUUCAAUUAAGGAAGACGGCUCGACCAGAUACAUGAACAUCGACAGCAGGAUUUUGGAUUUGAAGGACAAAAUCCAGUAUAAUAUAAAGCAGGGUCGUAAUAGCAACAAGAUCACGACCUACAUGAACCUCCACCGCGAAACAGCGAAAAUUCUGAACGAAGUCUACCACUACGGCGAAGCCAGACUGAUAUUCGACCCGGAAACCUUCAGACUGGAACAAGACACCGAGGGAAUCUACAACGAUACAGAAGAAAGUACCUCCGUCCUCCCCGCGAAAUCAGAGAACCCUUUCGAGAGCGUCGACGCUAUGGUAAAACAUUACAGAUCCAGAUCCUUCGUUCCAAAACUCCUGUGGACCAAAUGUCCCAGACCUGGAGGGGUGGGAAUCCCCCCCUGGGACACCUCCAGACUGCUGAUCGCUGCCAUGGACAGCCACAACGUUCUGGUACUAGACAGGUCUAGAUUCAAGCUCGUAGAACGUAUAAGUCAUCCCGAGAUGAUCUGCCCCAGCGCGUUGGCGUUCUCCAAGUCCAGGAAAGAGAUCUACGUCUCGGAUAAAUGGAAGCACUGCGUCCACGUCUUCUCCAGCGACGGGCAGUACCUGCGGAGCGCUUGCAACGAGCAACUGAGUUGUCCCGAAGGCAUAGCGAUGGGCCCAAACGAAGAGCUCAUCAUCUGCGACACUGGCAACGACAGGGUGUUAGUAGUGAAUUCGGAAACCGGGGCUCUUAUAUCUAUCAUCGGCAGAAGGGGCACAAAGCUACAUGUGCCUACCGGGGUGGCGGUGUACGGUGCUAAUGUUAUUGUAGCAGACACGGGGAAUCAUAAAAUCAAGAUUUUCAACAUGGAGGGUACAAUUCUGCACCAGUUCGGUUCCUUGGGGAGGAACAGGGGGCAGUUUAGGUCUGCCGAGGUGGUCGCCGUGGACUGUCUAGGGUUUAUAUUUGUUGGGGACGGGGGCAACGCUAGGAUUCAAGUGUUCCAGCCGGAUGGCACCCUCGUGAAGAUCUUCGGAAGCGGGAAAGGCUUCAAAUGGAUAUCCGGAAUCUACGUCACGCCGGAACUGGAUAUUAUUGCCACCGACUGUAAGGCUUGCAGUCUAAGGAUAUUUUAAAGGAAGUAAAUGCAUUUGAAAUCUUAAUUUUUUAUAAUAAAUUCUUAAAUUAAGCAUUUUUAGAUUAGGUCUUAAUUACUGAAGUACAUAUAUUUUUGUAUUUUUUUGUUUAACUGUAUGUAUUUAUAAUUUAAUAAUAUUAUAGGGGAUUUGGUAGACUUGAGAUUAUUAAUUUAUAAGUAACUGACGGAAAUUCAAAAAGCCAGUAAAGUUAGUAGAUGAGUGCUAUUCUAGAUUUAUCUUAUUACUAUCUCCACGUCAUGACACCAAAAGUCCCUAACUGAUCAUGAUAUACCUAGCUUAAGAUAUUUUCACAGUUUUUCUUCUUAAUUAAGGAUUAAAAAGAUUAACAGCUGUCUUGCUUUUUUAAAUACUUUCACAAAAUUGUAUAAAUGACAUUUAUCAUAAUAAAUUUCAUAAUCCCUAGGUA
This is a messenger RNA of Anoplophora glabripennis (Asian longhorned beetle), 2357 nucleotides long. Its product is annotated as tripartite motif-containing protein 2. Bases 62 to 1927 code for a protein of 621 amino acids. Gene Ontology annotation, molecular function: protein binding. The record is from RefSeq and is a predicted model, not a curated record. The transcript is spliced from 4 exons. NCBI's taxonomy places the organism in Eukaryota, Metazoa, Arthropoda, Insecta, Coleoptera, Cerambycidae.